Messenger RNA from Cuscuta europaea, 915 nucleotides. The record is from the annotation of a GenBank genome assembly. Lineage: Eukaryota; Viridiplantae; Streptophyta; Magnoliopsida; Solanales; Convolvulaceae.
CUCUAAUCCCUCUGUUUCCGAUGCAUCGCCUCCUCUCCUUCUCUAAACCCAAAUCCACAACAACCCUACCUUAUUUUGUUGAUCUAAUCGUCUGUUAUUGAUUCAAAUCCGUAAACCUAACAUUCGACCUCCAUGGAUCUAAAAUCGAGCUCUGAAACCCUAUGUGAAGAUCAAGGUCCAUACUAUGCUUGCAUGGGCGUCCUGAUGGUGCCGGAUAGUGAAGUCGAGCCAGAUGAUGACCUCGAUGUGGACCACGGUAAAACUUCGGUGGACCUUGUGAUUCUGGAAACCGAAGAGGCAUGGCAUGGGGACGAUGAAGAUCCGAUGGAACUAGUGGUUCCGGACAGUGAAAAGGAGGAGGAAGUUAACCGGGCCAAGCAGGAUCUGGUUCUGGACAGUGAAGAGGCUAAGGAGAAAAGGCGGAAAGAGGUAGAAAUGCACCCAAUACGCAAAAGUCCUCGUCUAGAAGCGUUCCUAAAGCUCAUCCUACCCGGCUGGGAAUCUAGGAUGUGGGACGUGGAUGUAUGACUUCUUUGCCAAUCAGGGGAGUUACUCUCUUAAUCUCUUUUCCUAUGUUUGACUCCUCUAUCUUGUUUGUCUGUGUGUGACAUCGUGUAUGGCUAUUGUUGUGCACUUAGUUGUCUGCCUUGGCUUACAUAUACGUUGUGUGUGUAGUGCAGUGUUUGUUUUGGGGAAGCAAUGAUGAAAAUAUGGUGGUUCUUUUUUCUGAAAUUGUUUGUUAAGAACAAAAUGUUGGCUGCUUAAUGAAAGUGUGAUGUUUGAUUGGUUGGUUGGUGAAGAAGAUGAAAGAGGCGCAUUAAUGGAAGGUGAAGGGGAAUCAACAUUUAUGGCAGUUGCCAUUUAUGGAAGAAGAAAUGGUGACAUUUAUUGUGUGCGUGUGUGUGAAGUGUUGAG